CUAUAUGCAAUGAAUCCCCAUCAGUGACAUAGUAAAGGACAUAUUGUGAUGGAAUGGAAGCAGAAACAUCAAAGAAAUUUGUACAAAAACCGUUAAUAGACGAGAAUCGCUGAAUAUUUCUGAAUGCAUCAU
Molecule: messenger RNA, 132 nt
Organism: Chironomus riparius
Lineage: Eukaryota; Metazoa; Arthropoda; Insecta; Diptera; Chironomidae
Source: the annotation of a GenBank genome assembly